This is a messenger RNA of Diceros bicornis minor, 5865 nucleotides long. RefSeq names its product StAR related lipid transfer domain containing 13 (gene STARD13). The record is from RefSeq and is a predicted model, not a curated record. Gene Ontology annotation, molecular function: protein binding; lipid binding; GTPase activator activity. Gene Ontology annotation, biological process: actin cytoskeleton organization; signal transduction; regulation of Rho protein signal transduction. The transcript is spliced from 14 exons. Bases 89 to 3526 code for a protein of 1145 amino acids. Lineage: Eukaryota; Metazoa; Chordata; Mammalia; Perissodactyla; Rhinocerotidae.
UGCUGGGCUCGGUGCCUUGCUUUUGAGACUGGACACAGACGGAAACAGCCACAGGGCAGACUGAGGUGGCAAAAGAAAAUCUGCCGCGAUGUUCAGUCAGGGACCCAGGACCCCAGCUUCAGGCUGCUACUAUCUAAAUUCCAUGACACCUGAGGGCCAGGAGAUGUACUUGCGAUUUGAUCAGACUACAAGACGCUCUCCUUACAGGAUGAGCCGGAUUCUAGCACGCCAUCAGCUAGUGACUAAAAUUCAACAAGAAAUUGAGGCAAAGGAAGCAUGCGACUGGCUUCGUGCUGCUGGGUUCCCACAAUACGCUCAGUUGUAUGAGGAUUCGCAAUUUCCCAUCAACAUUGUGGCUGUCAAGAAUGAUCAUGAUUUUCUUGAAAAGGACCUUGUAGAACCUCUUUGCAGACGACUAAAUACGUUGAACAAGUGUGCCUCCAUGAAACUUGAUGUGAACUUCCAAAAGAAAAAGGGUGACGACUCAGAUGAGGAAGAUCUGUGUAUCAGUAACAAAUGGACUUUCCAAAGAACCAGCCGCCGGUGGUCUCGUGUGGACGACCUCCACACGCUGUUCCCUGGAAGAGACAGAAAUGGGUCAUCGGGAGACAUUAGGAUGAGAAACACGACCAGCAGUGAAAGUGUCCUCACAGACCUGAGUGAGCCAGAGGUCUGCUCCAUUCACAGCGAGAGCAGCGGCGGGAGCGACGGCCGCAGCCAGCCGGGCAGCUACAGCGCCGGCCGGGAAGCCUUUGACUGCUCCGGGCAGUACUCCACUGACACCCCUGUCAUGCUGGAUGCCUCGUUGGUCAGCAGCAGCCUCCCGCAGUCCCCUAAAGACGUUCUCAACUACCCUUUCCACCCAAAGAAUGAGAAACCCACUAGGACCAGAGCCAAAUCAUUUUUGAAACGCAUGGAAACCCUGCGAGGGAAAGGAGCACACGGGAGGCAUAAGGGAUCGGGGCGGACAGGUGGCUUGGUGAUCAGUGGACCUGUGCUGCAACAGGAGCCAGAGUCCUUCAAGGCUAUGCAGUGCAUCCAGAUACCGAAUGGAGAUCUCCAGAACUCGCCCCCGGCUGCCUGCAGAAAAGGGCUUCCGUGCUCCAGCAAAUCAAGCGGUGAAAGUAGCCAAUUGGAAAACAGCAGCAGUGGGGUGAGCACGCCUGGCCUGAAGGAACGAAAAUGCCAGGAGGCCAACAAGCGCGGGGGCAUGUACUUAGAAGACCUGGAUGUGCUGGCUGGGACAGCACUGCGGGAUGCAGGCGACCAAAACCACACACAUGAGUUUCAUUCCCAAGAGAACUUAGUAGUACAUAUUCCCAAGGAUCACAAACCAGGAACGUUCCCCAAGGCGCUCUCUAUCGAAAGCCUCUCGCCAGCAGACAAUAGCAAUGGGGUUAACUGGAGGACCGGUAGCAUCUCCCUGGGCAGACAGCAGGGCCCUGGUGCCAGGGAGCCCAGGCUCAUGGCGUCCUGCCACAGAGCAAGUCGAGUCAGUAUCUAUGACAACGUCCCAGGCUCCCAUUUGUAUGCCAGCACAGGAGACCUUCUGGACUUGGAGAAAGACGAUCUCUUCCCUCACUUAGAUGACAUUCUGCACCACGUCAAUGGACUCCAAGAGGUAGUGGAUGACUGGUCAAAAAACGUCUUACCUGAACUGCAAACACACAAUGCAUUGGUUGGGGAACCUGGCUUAUGCCCCUUUCCAUCUCCUAAUCAGGUCGCCUUAGAUUUCGAAGGCAACUCUGUCUCCGAAGGGCGGACGACACCCAGCGAUGUGGAAAGAGAUGGAGCAUCUCUUAAUGAAUCGGAGGCCACUGGGGUCAGAGAAAGGAGAGAUUCUGGUGUAGGGGCCUCUCUGACCAGGCCAAACAGGCGACUCCGAUGGAACAGUUUCCAGCUCUCGCACCAGCCUCAGCCGUCCACAGCAUCGCCCCACAUCAGCAACCAGACAGCCGGCCAGCUGAAUCUGCUCCAGCGCUUCUCACUGCUUCGCCUCACAGCCAUCAUGGAGAAGUACUCCAUGUCCAACAAACAUGGCUGGACAUGCCUCUCCCCACAGUGUGCCCCAGGAGGCUUGCAUGACCUGGUUUCUGUGAAUUCUAGGUCAGUUCCAAAGUUCAUGAAGAGGAUGAAAGUUCCUGAUUACAAAGACAAGACUGUCUUUGGUGUUCCUCUCAUAGUUCAUGUCCAGAGAACGGGACAGCCCCUGCCUCAGAGUAUACAGCAAGCCCUGAGAUACCUACGCAGCAACUGCCUCGAUCAGGUGGGUCUUUUUCGAAAAUCAGGUGUGAAGUCUCGAAUCCAUGCCUUACGUCAAAUGAACGAGAACUUCCCUGAGAACGUCAGCUAUGAGGACCAAUCCGCUUAUGACGUGGCGGAUAUGGUGAAACAGUUCUUCCGGGACCUCCCUGAGCCUCUCUUCACCAACAAGCUCAGCGAGACCUUCCUCCACAUCUAUCAGUACGUCCCCAAAGAGCAGCGGCUGCAGGCAGUGCAGGCCGCCAUCCUGCUGCUGGCGGACGAAAGCAGGGAAGUCCUGCAGACACUGCUGUGCUUCCUGAACGACGUGGUCAAUUUGGUGGAGGAGAACCAGAUGACACCCAUGAAUCUGGCUGUGUGUCUGGCCCCCUCCCUCUUUCAUCUUAAUUUAGUGAAGAAAGAAAGCUCCCCCAGAGUCAUACAGAAGAAAUAUGCCACCGGGAAGCCAGAUCAAAAGGACCUCAAUGAGAAUCUGGCUGCUGCUCAGGGGCUCGCCCACAUGAUCAUGGAAUGUGACAGACUUUUUGAGGUCCCACAUGAGAUGGUAGCCCAGUCUCGUAACUCAUAUGUAGAGGCUGAGAUCCAUGCUCCAACUCUGGAAGACCUGGGGGCCCACCCGGAGGAGACCGGGGCAACUUUCCACACUUACCUGGAACAUCUUGUCCAGGGCCUCCAGAAGGAAGCAAAGGAGAAGUUCAAAGGAUGGGUCACGUGUUCCAGCACAGACAAUACAGAUCUUGCUUUCAAAAAGGUGGGAGACGGGAAUCCGCUGAAACUGUGGAAGGCUUCAGUGGAGGUGGAAGCGCCCCCCUCCGUGGUCUUGAAUCGUGUGCUGAGAGAGCGCCACCUGUGGGAUGAGGAUUUUGUGCAGUGGAAGGUGGUGGACACUCUGGACAAGCAAACAGAAAUCUAUCAGUACGUGUUGAACAGCAUGGCCCCCCAUCCUUCCAGAGACUUCGUGGUUCUCAGAACCUGGAAAACUGAUUUGCCCAAAGGAAUGUGUACCCUGGUGUCCCUCUCUGUGGAGCAUGAGGAAGCCCAGCUCAUGGGCGGCGUGCGAGCCAUGAUGAUGGAUUCUCAGUACUUAAUAGAACCUUGUGGCUCCGGAAAGUCGAGACUGACCCACAUCUGCAGGAUUGACCUGAAAGGUCACUCCCCAGAAUGGUACAAUAAAGCCUUCGGACAUCUGUGUGCAGCGGAAGUUGCCAGGAUUAGAAACUCUUUUCAGCCCCUCAUUGCUGAAGGUCCAGAAACUAAAAUCUGAGUUUUCCCCAGUGUGACAUCAAACUCAGGGAGGAGGAAGCGAAAGCAAACACUUGUGGGAGAGAGUGUGCUCGUGAGAAAGCAAGAGAGAGAGAGAAACUGAUUGACAUGGCUAACUUUUAAAAAUGGAAACACUGAUAAGUCGGAAUGUUGAAUUUCUGAGAACUUUCCCAGCCUUCCUGGAGAUGGCUAUAUCCCUACUAAUAUAAUAUUUUUAAAAAUCAGAACAUUUAUCUAUAUUACUUAAAAUUAAAUGGAUUAUUCCUUAUGCAUUGCCUAAUUUGCUAUUUAAAGGCUUCUAAGAAGCAUAUUCUGAACUGUAAAUAAAUGUAUGUAUAGCAUAUGUACAUAUGUGUGUAUAUCUCUAUCUUUACUGUAUAUAUGUAAAAUAUCAAUUUUAUAUAUAAUUGCAUCUUUUGAAAAGGAAGGCAUCUGACUCAGUGAGUCCCUUUCUCACGUGGUUCUUUCCAAGUUGCUCUGGGUUCCAUCUCCCCACUGUCCAGUAAGCUAAGCAGAAUCUGCUGCUAACACCCAGGUGUGAAAAUGUGUGGUCAGCCCAUCUGCCCUGAUGUUUAACCAAAGAUUAGCUAACCAAAGGAAAAUAGCGUUAAAAAGUUCUUCUGUGUCCUCUGUUUGUGUUCUUCAAAAACUGAGAGUGGAGUGUUGGAUAAAGCGAGGAAAAGAAUAUUUACUCCUCUUUAAAGCAAAUAAAUGGGUGAGAAGUCAUUACCAAAUUUGGGGCUAGAUGUCCAGUUGCCACUGGGCCCGGCCAGAUGCAGUUUCAGUGAAGUGUCAGAUGCGAUGGACCACUGGAGUCAGCGUGAGUGACUGAAACAGAACCUCUAUUUCCCUGCCGAUUAGAGCUGAAUAUAAUAGCCUUUGCCUAUUCACAGCCAAAGGGAGCCUGUGCGUUUUAUGAAGUUUUCAUAGAUACAUUUCACAAUGUUCUUAAAUGUCAUUCUAUUUGACCAGUGGCCUUUUUUGGUCACAGUUAAUUGGCAUUUUCUUACCAAUGUAUUGCACUGAAUUUAACUCUGGACACCAGACAAAGGGAGAUGAUGGUCAUUCAAGAGUCCCGGACCAUUACAGCUUCAGGGAAUUCUUAUUUUGCUACAUAUGAUGCUCUUAAGAUAUGAUUCAUUAAAGUUUUGCAAUCUGAAACACAGGGUUUUAAGCUAACAUAAGACCAAAACUAUGUUCUUUAAUUAGUUUUAGAAAAUAUAAACAGGUUUGUUGUGUCCAUAUUUCUUCCUUAGCCAGUCAAGCUACCUAUGCCUUUGACUCAACCUUAUUUAUUAUUGUAUAGACUAAGCAAAUUGACUCUUCUUAACCAAUUGCUAAUGGAUUUAAGUUGUUUUUUAUUAUAAUUCAACAACUGUAGAGAGGAAGAGAGAAAUAAUUUAUUGUGUUUGGUUUCAGGGAGAAAGAUUUUCUUUGGUAAUCCAUGAGAGACUGGUAUCAUAAUUUAGCAACUCGUUUUGGAGGAAAAAAAGAAAAAUUUAAAUGUGUUUUCCUUUGUUUUUGUAUUGUAUGCAUUUAUAUAAUGUUUUCUCUUAUCAGCAUUGUGCAAUUCUUGUUUUGAGAGGAAUAAAAAUGCUAUAUGUGAGUUCUGUAUGGUGCAAGGAAAAUCAUACUGUUUGAAUUACGACCUAGGAAUUUUUCAUUUUCUGGUCUACCUAAGAAGGUGGCAGCAAACCAUAAUUUUCCAUUUGGGCAGUGCUCUGUGAGCAAAACAAAUUCACUUCUGCCAUAUAUCUUAAAUUUCACCGUACAUGCUGGGUUACUUUAAUAUGCAUAGUGAAGUUUAAUCUAGUUGAACACUGGUCCUCCUCCAGGGACCCUAUGUGUUUGGAAAAUUAGACAGGCACCCAAGGAUGGAUGGUGUUGUAUCACCAAAUUUAGCGUGCACAUGAAUCACCUGGAGAUCUUGUUCAAAUGCAGACCCUGAUUCAUGCAGGCUGAGUGGGCUUUGGGGAUGCCCGCACUGCUGGCCCAGGGACUGCACUCUGAAAAGCCAGGACCUACAGGAUACUUAGAAUAAAAACAAAUACAAUUGUAUUUCUGACUCCUCUUCUCUUCACAUUACCUGACUUUUUUAUUUUUAUGCAUGUGCUAAUCACAUCGCUGCUGCAUAACAACACAGUGCAUCUAAAAAAAAAGAAGAAAGAGGAAAAAGAUGCAUCAAGCUUGUUUGUCAAAUACCACAGUAUUUUAUUCAUUGUUAUCUUGCCAAUGGAAAUAAAAUAUGAUAUUGCAUUUAAAUAUUAUAUUUAUACCUCAUGUAUAUUUUUACCUCGAUUGUUGGUAUCAAUCAUCAAUUGUAAAGAAAUAAUUGCCGAG